AAUUCUAACAUCUGACAACACAAUUUUAAAUGAAACACGUAUUCAUCGAGUAUCAGUUCGCGGUUAAAAACGGAUUGUAUUAUCACGUGUAAGAUCUCUCUACUUCUAAUACUACAAUUUUAAAAUUGAUUUUUGUUAGGUAUGUGUUAUGUAUAUAUAAAUGAACGAAUGAAAUUAUUUUAAUUAUAAAUUAUUAAGAUAUUUCUUUUAAUAUAUUUUUCAACAUCUAUCUAUAUUACGAGCUUAUUCAAGUAGUAAUUUUAGAACGAAACAAAGAACAAUGACUGUACACGUUUCUACUUUCUCUGUUAAUAUAUUGAUACAAUACACGACAAGUAUUUUUCUCUUUCUAUUGACAAUACGUAACGAUAUUUCGUCUGCCAAAAUUUGCAACGCAUCAUUGGAAAAUUGGCAAUCUCGAAUCGGUAUACUUAUUUCACCGAUAAUCUCGGGAUCAAUGAUGCGCGAAAUAGAAAUUUAUUGGAACAACGUCAAUAUUGAACCUGAGGAUAAAAUCUCGCUAUACGCGGAAGACUCUGAGGGACUUCAACGUGAAAUUUACACCGUCAUUCCGGGCGAUUCGAGCGGGAUUCAAAAAACCGGGGUUUUAUUUAUUUUUUUAACAAUUUUCUUCUUUUCAGAGUACGGAAUAAUAUGGAAAACGAAGAGAGGAGACAUAAAAAAAAUCGAUUGUUUAAAAACGUAUCCAACGUGGAUGAAAGACAUGAAUGAUAUUCUCGGUCCUUUGAAGAUAAAGGAUAUAUUUUUACCCGGAACCCAUGAUUCCGCGGCUUACGAUGUGAACGGCAAUAUAAUAAGCAUCAUUUCGAAAUUUGCCGUGACACAGGAUUUGGAUAUUCUUGGACAAUUGAUACACGGUGUACGAUACUUGGACAUCAGAUUGGGCCAUUAUCCCGACGACAGUGAGGUUUGGUGGACGAUCCACGGCCCAUUUUAUCGUUCAGUCCCGUUAAGGAUUGUUAUAGAUCAUGUGAAAAAUUUUCUCGACAAUACCGAGGAAAUCGUGAUAAUGGACAUACGUGAAUUCGCCGUUGGUUUCAAUAAUUAUUCCGAUCAUCGCGCGUUGGUGUCCCAUUUGGAAGACGAAUUUCGCGAUUACUAUCUGAUCCGAAAUAAUCAAGGAUGGGGCGUCACGUUGAACGAGAUCUGGUCUUCUGGAAAAAGAUUGAUAAUCGGUUACGAGGAUUCGAAAGUCGUGGCUAAUCACGCCAGUGUCUGGCCUUGUGUGACGCAUAAAUGGGGGAAUGUCAAGACCGUUGAGGACUUGUACAAAUAUUUGCAUAAAAUUGAAACCAACAAUAGGGACAGCAUUCUGAGACCCCGAUCUGCGAUGGCGGAAUUGACCCCGGAUUUUAACGAUAUCAUCUCGAAUAGAUUGGGAAAUCUUCGAGAUAUGGCGCAUAGAGUUAAUUUGAAUGUGACUAAUUGGUAUAGCACCAUUUGGCAAUACACUGCGAAUAUCGUAGCUACAGAUUUCGUCAGGGACACGGAUAUCGUUCAAGUUGCCAUUAAAUCUAACAAAAAUCGUUAUCUCUAUUGUAAGCACAAUAAUUUAAUUUGAUUGAUUGAUUGAUUUAAUCGUUGAAGAAAAGAAUUUAUUUUUAUAUUGAAUUUGUUUUGCAUAUGUUGUAAAUAAAUAUUGUAAAUAAUAUCGGUAAAUCUUCAGACGAGAGAUUUUUAUGAUCUAUAAAUAAUAUGUAUUCGAGCAAUAAAAUCUUUUAAAUAA
Molecule: messenger RNA, 1747 nt
Organism: Apis dorsata (giant honeybee)
Lineage: Eukaryota; Metazoa; Arthropoda; Insecta; Hymenoptera; Apidae
Product: PI-PLC X domain-containing protein 1-like
Exons: 6
Coding region: 281-1582 (433 amino acids)
Biological process (GO): lipid metabolic process
Molecular function (GO): phosphoric diester hydrolase activity
Source: RefSeq, a predicted model, not a curated record